Messenger RNA from Cyprinus carpio (common carp), 1346 nucleotides. Its product is annotated as KRR1 small subunit processome component homolog. Gene Ontology annotation, cellular component: small-subunit processome; nucleolus. Gene Ontology annotation, molecular function: RNA binding. The record is from RefSeq and is a predicted model, not a curated record. NCBI's taxonomy places the organism in Eukaryota, Metazoa, Chordata, Actinopteri, Cypriniformes, Cyprinidae.
AUGUUUAAAACAAUAAUUGUGUUCACGCUGAUCCCCUCCAUCUCACCACCACCACAACAGGCGACAGAAGUCACGGCGCACACCACAGCCAACAGGCGGCAGUACUCACGCUGUUCUCCGCGCGCUCAUGACGAGCAGACGCAGCGUCUGACGUCACUGCUCACAGCAGCAAUGGCGGCUCCCACAGAAAGCACGAGUGAAACGCCAACAAAUAAAAACCAGAAAAAGAGCAAAAACACAGGUACAAUGAUACUGAACAAUCAGACGGUUCCAGACGGCUGGAAAGAGCGCAAGUUCACCCGGGUGGACAAUCCCAGAGGUCUGCUGGAGGAGAGCAGUUUCGCCACGCUUUUCCCCAAGUACAGAGAGGCGUAUCUGAAAGAGUGCUGGCCGCUGGUGCAGAGGGCUCUCGGAGAUGUUUUCAUCAAUGCCACACUGGACCUGAUUGAAGGCAGCAUGACGGUGCACACAACAAAGAAAACAUUUGACCCCUAUGCCAUCCUCAGGAUACGAGGGAUAAUUAAAUAUUUUACUUAAUUCAUAAGUAAACCAUUUGAACAGGCUGUAAGGAUACUAGAAGACGACGUGGCAUGUGACAUCAUUAAAAUUGGGACGCUUGUACGCAACAGAUAGAGCCCCAAGUGAACAAAGCUGAAGGCUCUCGAGCUGCUGACCAGCUGUUACGUGAUGGUUCAGGGAAGCACGGUUUCUGCUCUCGGCCCUUACAGCGGCCUCAAGGAGGUACGGAAAGUGGUGUUGGACACGAUGAAGAAUAUUCACCCCAUUUACAACAUAAAGACGUUAAUGAUCAAGCGAGAGCUGGCGAGCGACCCAGAGCUGCGCACUCAGAACUGGGAGAGAUUCCUGCCCAACUUCCGCCAUAAGAGUCUGUCCAAACGCAAGCAGCCCAAGAAGAAGACGGUGAAGAAGGAGUACACUACACUCCGUCCCCUCCCCCACACACAAACAAAGAUUGAUAAGGAGCUGGCGACCGGCGAGUUCUUCCUGCGAGAGAGCGAGAAGAGACGGCAGAAGAUGAAUGAAAUUAAGGCGAAACAGGCUGAAGCUUUAACCAAGAGACAAGAGCAGCGGCAGAAAGCUUUCAUUCCUCCUAAAGAGAAGCCAGCCGUGAAGAAGAGCAAACCAGCAACAGCCGAAAACAAAAUUGAUAUUCAAGCCAUUAAAGAAAAAGUGAAGAAAGCGAAAAGUAAAAAGCUGGGAGCUCCUCCUGUAAACCCCGAGAGGCCUUCAGCGAAAGACGGCAAACGGAAGAAAGUCAAGAGCUAAUGACGGUGAUCCUGAUCGUUGCUGUAAUAUUGUGUUUGUAUAAAAGAUGUUUGGUCUCA